CUGAGUUUUGUUUUUGCUCCUGGGCCCACACGUUUCUAGAUAAGCUAUUGAGUGAGAUUCAAAUAGUUCUACUGACGGUCAAUAAGGCCUUUUGACUCGAAUCCUUUAAGAGGACGUUCAAAAUUAAAACAAGCGAUGUUAAAGUCUGGAAAUUAGUAGAUACUGUUGGAAUGAGUGCGAUAAAUAUGACAAGUUCAGAAAUGUUGAAAGCCAAUCAUCUCAGAAAAUGGUUAGAAGAAAUGGAAGAGAUAAAAGAACCUGAAUUGUACAGAACUUUUGAAAUCUGCCAAGAAGUUGCUCAAAAUUACAUAGGUGCACCCAAUACAACCUGUUACAGUACAAAAGAAGAAACUCUUCUUUAUCGGAGUAAAAUAGUUAGCCUGUUUCCAAAUUUAAGGCUUAAACCAAUCAAACAUAAUUUGACUAAAGUCAAAAAGCAUACAAUAAAUUUAAAAGUAAUAAUAAUUCAAGCUAAGAAUCUAAGACCAAAAGACGUAAACGACAAGAAUGAUCCGUACUGCAAUUUAUGGAUAGACUCCACCAAAAAACGAAGAACGUGUAUUAAGAAACAAACAAUUCAUCCAUAUUGGAAUGAAGAAUUUACUUUCGAAAAUAUUUCAAUGGACGAUUCAUUAACUGUAGAAGUUUGGGAUGCCGAUAGUGCAAGUAUAGCCAGUGCUGCCCGAGAAAUUACAAAUGUUAGAGGAAUCGAUACGUUUUUCAGAUAUCUGAAAGAUGUAGUCGAGACUGCAGUACCACUAUUAGAAAACGAUGAUUUAAUUGGAAAUGUUGUUAUUCCGAUAAAGGAAAUUCCGUUCGUUAAUAUAGAAGGUGACGUUACCAACAAUACGAUAUGGUACAAUCUCAAAUUAAACGAAGAUACGAAUGGCUCUGUACUUAUCGGUUUUGAAUUUCAAGUAAAAUCAAAGCAAAAUAUUAUUCAAGAUUUAAUUGAUCACAGUAAUAUGUGCAGAAUUUUUCUGGAAGAUCAUUUAAAAGAUUCCGAAUUUACGUCCUAUAAAACUGAACGGUUAAAUGAAAUUUUUGAUCCAUCAGCUUGGACUUUACUGAAACAACAUUCUUUGCAAGCAAACCUCUUUCCAUUAUCUCACUAUAUUUGUUUAUGGAUACGAAUAAGCAAAAAAAUGCAAAAUUUAAAAACUAAAUAUAAUUAUAAUAUGUGUGCCAACCUUCUCAGAAAAGUAAAGAAUAUCGCAGAGAAAGUUACAGUAGAUCCAUUGUUGCAGACAAUAUUUAUUGAUGAUUUGAAAUGUUUUGAAGAAUUUUGUAUGAAGGAUUUAAAUUGCUUACAUACAAAUUUUCAUAUAAAUGGUGAAGAAAAGCAUCGCAUCCAAUCAUUUUUUGGAUUGCUUGAAAUAAUGAGUCGCUUUCUUCCCGAUAUGAAAGAAAAAAUGAAAAUAGCUAUCCAAAUCGAUGCCACAAACUCGUAUAAACUUUCAAAUGAAUUGAAUUCGGAUAUCACGGAUGAGCAGGAACAAGAAAUAAUAACAAACAACCUAAAAGAUUUCACAAAAAGUCUUGAAAUAUUGGAUGGAAUAUUUAUCGACGUGUUUUCAAAUGAAACUUACAGUGACCAUACUUGUUACGUCUUGGACAAUCUGUUGAGUAAGAAGAUCCGUCCCUACAUAGAGAAAUUCGUACAAAACUCUGUCACUGAUGUUAAGAGAGAGAAAACGUUUAAAUUAUAUUUAACAAUAAAAAGUUUCGUAGAUCACAUUCUGAAAAAUAUCUCCAGGAAUGAAACUCAAUUACAAAUGAAGCAAUAUCAGCAGUGGUUUGGGAAUGAAAUUAUGCAUGCAUGGUUUCAAGACGGCGUCCAAUCCUGCAUAAAUUGGAUCGAUGACUCUUUACGAAUGGAUAAACUGGAGCCUAUCAGUAACGAUGUGCAGACUGGAACUUCUUUAAUGGACUUGAAUGAUUCACUAUUUCACACAAUUUUCACAAUAUGGGAGAUAUUAGAUUGGUUUGACAUUGCUGCAACACGGAAACUAAUCGAAUGUUUUAACGACUAUUUCAGUUACUACACUAUGCAACUGGUUACAAAAUUGGAAAAAGAAAAUUAUUAUACACCAAACAAACCUGAAAAUUCUUUCAGGCCGAAAUGUUGAAAGAACCAUUCCCGGACGUCAGAAAAGGAAUAGAGGAUAUCAGUCGGGAAAUUGUAGACAAAAUAGCUCUUAAUAUCAAGAACUCGCUAUCGAAUAUAAAAAAAGCCACAAAUGAAAAUCGCAGAAAAAAGGCUAUACACCAUUUGCUUUAUUAUAUCGAAAAUGAUCUCAAUAUGACUUAUAAAUGUUUAAAUUCGAUAGUAUAUAAAUCUAUAUUAUUUCAAUUGUGGGAUGAAAUUAUAAAAAUACUGCAAACUUCUCUUAAUGAAUGCAAACCGAAGAUUCCCAAGUUUUGUUCAAUGUUUCUUUGCAAAAGAAGGUUGAAAACUAAAGAUCUUUGGGAGAUAUCCGAAGGAUGCCUGUUAAUAUUCAAUGCGAACGAAGGUUUAAGUUAUUCAGAUAUGAGGAAUGAAAAUUAUACGAAAUUCAAAAGUGAAUUGGUUUAUUUGGAUUUAUCUCGUAAAAACAAUAAGAAGAUAUCAUCAUAACAAUAUUUUAUUGUAAAAACCGGUA
Molecule: messenger RNA, 2642 nt
Organism: Centruroides sculpturatus (bark scorpion)
Lineage: Eukaryota; Metazoa; Arthropoda; Arachnida; Scorpiones; Buthidae
Product: BAI1-associated protein 3-like
Exons: 26
Coding region: 171-2129 (652 amino acids)
Source: RefSeq, a predicted model, not a curated record